GGUGGGCUCGCGAUCUGUGCCCGCACGCAGGGCGGGAGUGUGUGAGGGUCUCGCGCUCUAGACUCUGCCUCGCUUAGAGCCGCGCGCGCGGGGUAUGUGUCCCGCUGCAGCGGCUGGUGGGGGCUGCCCCCUCCCUGGCUCGGCGCUGUGAGUGGGCGGAAGAUGGCGCUGGGCGGAUGGAAAUCCUAAUGACGGUCUCCAAAAUCGCCUCUAGCUGUACCAUGGGCGCCAAUGCCUCAACUUUAGAGAGAGAGAUUGGUCCGGAACAGUUUCCAGUCAAUGAGCACUAUUUUGGUUUAGUUAACUUUGGGAACACAUGCUACUGCAAUUCAGUUCUUCAGGCACUUUAUUUUUGUCGACCAUUUCGAGAAAAAGUCCUAGCAUACAAGAGUCAACCGAGAAAAAAAGAGAACCUUCUUACAUGCUUAGCUGAUCUCUUCCACAGCAUAGCUACACAGAAGAAAAAAGUCGGAGUAAUACCUCCAAAGAAGUUUAUAACAAGAUUACGAAAAGAAAAUGAGCUCUUUGACAACUACAUGCAGCAGGAUGCGCAUGAGUUCUUAAACUAUCUUUUAAACACAAUUGCUGAUAUUUUACAAGAAGAGAGAAAGCAGGACAAACAAAAUGGCCGUCUACCUAAUGGCAGUAUCGACAAUGAAAACAAUAACAGCACACCAGACCCAACCUGGGUUCAUGAGAUCUUUCAGGGAACAUUAACUAAUGAAACCAGAUGUCUUACUUGUGAAACUAUAAGUAGCAAAGAUGAAGAUUUUUUAGACCUUUCUGUUGAUGUAGAGCAAAAUACAUCAAUUACUCACUGCUUAAGGGGUUUCAGCAAUACAGAAACUUUAUGCAGUGAAUAUAAAUAUUACUGUGAAGAAUGUCGCAGUAAACAGGAAGCACAUAAAAGGAUAACUCUGUGUUCCAGUUGGAUUCCUAGUAGUUCUAAAACAAAUUGGUCUGUGCCUAGAAGUAUCACAAAAAGGAUGAAAGUAAAAAAACUGCCUAUGAUUCUAGCUCUCCAUCUAAAGAGAUUUAAAUACAUGGAUCAGCUACAUCGCUAUACAAAACUCUCUUAUAGAGUAGUGUUUCCUUUAGAGCUUAGACUUUUUAAUACUUCAGGAGAUGCCACCAAUCCUGACAGAAUGUACGACCUUGUUGCUGUAGUAGUUCAUUGUGGAAGUGGCCCUAAUCGAGGACAUUAUAUUGCAAUAGUGAAGAGUCAUGAUUUUUGGUUGCUCUUUGAUGAUGAUAUUGUAGAGAAAAUAGAUGCACAAGCUAUUGAAGAAUUCUAUGGGUUGACCUCAGACAUUUCAAAGAACUCUGAGUCUGGUUACAUUCUCUUCUAUCAGUCUCGGGAUUGAAUGGGAAAUGUGGUGAAGAGAGAUUUUAUGCCUCGUUUCUUCUCUGGCUAUGUUGGAAUGGAGCAAGCACUGAUUUAAAAAAAGGAAUGCAGGGAGCUCCAGGGACAGUAGCACAGUUUGCACACCACAAAGCAAAGUUUGAAUUUUUUUAAAACCCUUCAUAUCAAGUUCAUUUUAUUUGCUCAGGUAUCAUGCUGACUACACAAUUCUGUUACAACUGCUAGGAGAAAGGAGAGACACCAGCCACUCUUGCAGGAGCAACCUUCCAACAGCUAACACAUUUUCUCUUUUUAAAGUCCUGAAUCAGAGCCCCUUAAAAUCAAUAGAAAGACUCCCAUUGAUUUCAUUGGGGUUUGGUUCAGGGCUAAUUGCAACGAUCUGGCAGUGCAAUAGAAGUAAUAUAAAUCUGGUAUUUUAUACUGAUUUCUUAUUUGAAAAGACAGAGAAUUUUUUGUGCAGUGAUUUGCCUGUAUUCACUUCUGAAAGAAUAUGGCGGGCAGGGUUUGUUUGUUUUUCUUUGUUUUUCCUGGGUUCUUUCAUAUAUAAACAAGAAAUAUACUUGGGACAACACAGUUGCCUUCUUGACUGUAACAGGUUAACUGAAAAGAUAAACUAGUGUCAGGGAGGCUAAGAAUGUUUUGCUUCUCUGAAGAAGCUUACAUUAUAGUAAUAUAUACCUAUCCUGUCGGGAACAAUCAGUAAAAAUUAUGGCUUUUAAUCUCCCUAUGGAGAAAGAUGGGGUUAUUAAUAAUAGUUUAUUUUUAUUUAUGAAUUACUGUAACUACUAGAGUCCUAUGUAUUGUCUUUGAGUAUAGCAAAUCUUGAACAUAAUUUAUAUAUUAAUUUGAAUUAGAUUUACUUAUUCCAUGUAAGUGGGUUUUUUAGGAAAGACAAAUUCUAAAUAAAAUGCAUAAAAUGUCUUUUUAAAAAAUUGGUAAAACAGAAGGGGUAUUUUCUCUUUCAGGAGGAACUGGUAUCUGGCUCAGUGUUUUACAUUGUUUAAUUAUUAAAUUAAAAUAUGAAUCUGUUUUUGCUCUGCUGAAAAAGCCAAGCUGUAAAAUAUUUCCUGUAGCUGUCUGAAUGAUGAUUGUAAGAAUGCUUAUUAUAAUGAAAUGGUGGUGGUGUACCCCAGUUCUUACUGGUUUUUAUUCAUUAAGGGUCCAUACGCUAAAUAAUUUGUUAGAAAAACCUGGAUCAAAAUAAACAGUUUUCAAAAUAUUCCCUCCUCAGAAAAUUGUUCCAUUCAGACUCCCAACAGCCUGGGUGACUUUCAAAAAACUCUCCAAAUAAUAAAUGAAAUAAUCUAGGAAUGUAAAGGGAAUUCAGUGUAUUGAGAUUUUUUUUAAGUCCUAUGAAGUGAAAUUUUCUGAAAUUAAAGUUUACCUUGCUUUGGGUUUAUGAAACAGCAUUAAGAUUUAAAUAAUUGCACCACCAAGUAAUAGAUAUAAUAAGAAAUAUGUGAAAUGUUGUGUUCUGAUACUUUUCCAUGCAUCAGUUUGUUAUCUGACAGUGGCUGAAUGUAAUUUCUGGAAAAUGAUGGAAUACAUAUUUCAGAUUAUGGCUAUCAAGUCUUGGAUGUCCUUGUCAUCCCAUUUCAGAUUGUGAUUUUUACUUUAUUGUAAUUUUAUUGAUACUGUUGAAACCUUUAAAAAGAAUGUCUCCUGUCUGCUGCUAUAACUAAUAUAUUUACUUACUUGUAUUUUUAGCUCAGGAAAAGACUUCACCUAUUCAUUCAGUUGAACAAAUUUUGAACAGGGUCACUAAAUAAAUUGGGCUAUUUAACAAAUAUGAAAGAAAAUUCUUGUCAUUAUAACAGGUUGCUUUUAUAAAUGCAAAUUUUCUGAAGCCUUGGCUUGGCUGAAAUUCUUUUGUAUGAAUUAUGUAGCUUGGCUAAACUACUAGCAUUUCAAAGAAAAGCAUAACAUAUUUUGGGAGAGGCAUAAAAAUAUAAUGGAUUGGAUAUUUUUAAGGGCUUAUACCAAAUUAAUUUGGAACCUAAAUCUGUUUUUCAAGGUUUCAGUGGGAAAAGAGUGAGGAGUGAAUCAGCUGGACCAUAGUACAUGUCAGAAAGAUGAAGUCCCUUGCAUUAAAUGUACAGCUUUGUAAAACCAUUGUCCCAUUAGUUUUUGUUAACUGAUAAAUGUUUGCUUAGUCAUUUUACAGUUUUUAAAAAUGUUUGUAGUUAAAAGCCAAGCUUAGUUGCUAAACACAUUUUAAUACAGUAACAAAAUUUAAAGGAUUUUUGUUUUUACUGGUAGCCACAGGAUAUUUUGCUUCACUCCUGCGACAUAUUUUUAUAAAAUGGUUAUUUAUUUUGGAUAAGAUGUUUUGAGAUAGUGGUUCCAAAUGAUGCAUUUAAUUUCACUUCUAGUGCAGCUGAAAAAUGUAAGUAAAUUCUUGAUAAAAUUAAUACCAGAAACUACAGGCAGAGGAAAUACAAAAUGUAACUGAACAAUAUAAAAAGCAUUGUAAGAUUAUCUCUUGAUUGUAAUUUCAAUGGGAAGUGUGAGAAGACUCUUCACUUGUAAAUGGUGGAAAUGAUUUCUGUGUAACUAUGUAAAUGUUAAUUGGGAUAACAGGUCCCCUAUUUUGUAUAUUGGAGCAAAAACUUCUAUUAAAUAAUAAAAUAUGUUUUCUGAACAUAAGUACUGUA
Molecule: messenger RNA, 4017 nt
Organism: Chelonoidis abingdonii (Abingdon island giant tortoise)
Lineage: Eukaryota; Metazoa; Chordata; Testudines; Testudinidae
Source: RefSeq, a predicted model, not a curated record